Molecule: messenger RNA, 1070 nt
Organism: Lates calcarifer (barramundi perch)
Lineage: Eukaryota; Metazoa; Chordata; Actinopteri; Centropomidae
Gene: sec11a
Product: SEC11 homolog A, signal peptidase complex subunit
Exons: 6
Coding region: 134-673 (179 amino acids)
Cellular component (GO): signal peptidase complex; membrane
Molecular function (GO): serine-type endopeptidase activity
Source: RefSeq, a predicted model, not a curated record
CGGGACUUCCGGCUGAGCGCACCCGGAAGAUUCGGAUGCAAGUUUCACUGCUCGACCGUGCAUCCAUAUGCUCGUUACUUUAAACGUUUUGAUGUGAUUUGGGCGCCUUUUCUACCCUGUAGUAUUUGCAACAAUGUUGUCUUUAGACUUUCUUGACGAUGUUCGUCGCAUGAAUAAGCGCCAGCUCUAUUACCAGGUGCUAAACUUUGGUAUGAUUGUUUCCUCUGCACUGAUGAUCUGGAAAGGACUGAUGGUUGUCACUGGCAGCGAGAGUCCUAUUGUUGUUGUUCUCAGUGGGAGUAUGGAGCCAGCUUUCCACAGAGGAGACCUGCUGUUUCUGACCAACCGAGUAGAAGAUCCCAUCAGAGUCGGAGAGAUCGUUGUCUUCAGGAUAGAAGGCAGAGAGAUCCCAAUAGUACACAGAGUACUAAAGAUCCAUGAAAAGGAAAAUGGAGACAUUAAGUUCUUGACCAAAGGGGACAAUAAUGCAGUGGAUGACAGAGGACUGUACAAGCAGGGCCAACACUGGCUGGAGAAAAAAGAUGUGGUGGGACGAGCUAGGGGAUUUGUGCCAUACAUUGGAAUUGUCACCAUUCUCAUGAACGAUUACCCCAAGUUCAAAUAUGCUGUCCUCUUCAUGCUGGGUCUCUUUGUGUUGGUCCAUCGGGAGUGAGGUACCCAGACUUCAGGACUCAAGAAGGCUAAACUACGUCCAGGAAACCUCAGUCAUGCCUUUUCAAAACAGAAUUAAGUUAGACUUUGUCAAACCCAACUGGCUUUUUGUACCAUUUGUUUGAACAUUUUGUAGAAAUGUGGAUAGGGUGUUUACAUUUGAAAAAUUCAAGCUUUAAAAAUAUUUUUGUGAGGGAACUAGGCUAGAUUUAGUUUGAAGUCGAUCUUUAUUUGUAAUCCUCAGAAUGUGAAACUGCAUUCUUAACGAUAAAUUAAGUCUUGUUUCUUUCCUGUUGAACCAUUGUGUUUAAAAAAAGAUAUGUGAAGUAUUUUAUGAGAUCUGAAAAUGAAUGAAUUAAAUAUGAAAUCUGGUUACCAUCCACUAUGGAUUAUUUCAA